Messenger RNA from Chrysoperla carnea, 3198 nucleotides. RefSeq names its product unextended protein (gene uex). Lineage: Eukaryota; Metazoa; Arthropoda; Insecta; Neuroptera; Chrysopidae. Gene Ontology annotation, cellular component: plasma membrane. The transcript is spliced from 9 exons. Gene Ontology annotation, biological process: magnesium ion homeostasis; transport. Gene Ontology annotation, molecular function: transmembrane transporter activity. The coding region runs from base 24 to 3143 and encodes 1039 amino acids. The record is from RefSeq and is a predicted model, not a curated record.
UAAACCAUGCAGUCUGUGUUACGAUGGCGAAAGGUGUUUUUCGUAUGGUGAAUUAUUAUUGUGUAUGGAUAUUCUGGCAAAGUUUUACCACAAUAUUAACAAGUGAAAUACAAAAUCGAAAUCAAUUAUUAUUGAGUGAAAAUUUACCAUCAAUUAAUUCAUUAAACGUUUUAAAUCAUACAAUUGUUAGUGAUAAUCAAAAUACGAUACAUAAUCGUUAUGUAUUAGAAUUACAUGGUACAAAUUUACAUGAAAAUAUCGAUAUAUGGCCAAUAAUACGCGAAGCAAAACGUGGUGAAUUAUGUGAAACGAAUGAAAAUUUUAAUAAUUUUCAUCAGUUGAGUUUUUUAAAUCAUAGUUACGUUCAAUAUGACCUUGAUGUUAAACUAUCCGAAGCGAAUGAUUUCGAUAUAUCGUUAAUAUAUUUUUGUGUUUCCCAAAAAAGUGUUUCCGUACAUCAAGGAGAAAAUAUUUCAGUUGUAUUUCGGACUAACUUAUCAUCAUCGUCAGUGCAUCAUGAUGAAAACAAUGAUCGGCCAAUACAUCCAGCCAGACGAAAAUUACGUUCCGUUAAUGAUUUAUACACACCAACAUUAAAAAACAUUCCACCUCCAUCAAUCCAUGAUGAUAGCUCUGAAAAUGUUGAUGAAAAUCGUCAUGAUAUCUUUCCAAGAUUAGUUGGUCCUCAACAUCUGGAUGAUGAUAUCAUUACGGAAUCUGAACCAGUACAAUUAACUGGAUUUCGUGUUGAGAAAUCAGAGAAAGGUCUUGAAUUCGACGAAGGUGGAAUUCCUACGAUAUUGAUUCAUAUGCCAACAACUAUUCGUGUGUAUGGAAUUCGAAUCACAGAAAAUACAUUGUUCACGUUUACGAAAGAAGAUCAUCCCUAUGGAAAAACUUGUCUUAUGCCGGUAACUGAAGCUUUUCAGGUAGAAGCGGGUUCUUUAAAAUCAACGGGUGAUCAUGAUCCAAAAGUCGUAAAUGGUAUCGUUCACAUACAGAUACCCGUACCAUCAGAAGGGAAAAACUUAUAUAUUUGUACGAAAGAGAAAGCACCAAAAAAUACACCACCCGAAAAAAAAUGGGAAUACGAAAAUCGACCAUUUAUUCAUCAAGGUUCAACCGAGUGGCUUGCUAUUCGUAGCCAUGAAAAAUUGCUUCCAUUGUGGGCCUCAAUCGUGAUCAUUUUAGUAUGUCUAUCAUUCUCAGCAUUAUUUUCCGGUUUAAAUUUAGGUUUAAUGUCAUUAGAUCGAACCGAAUUGAAAAUUUUAUUAAAUACGGGAACACAGAAAGAACGAAAAUAUGCGAAAAAGAUUCAACCGGUUCGUGAUCAAGGCAAUUUUUUAUUAUGUAGUAUUUUAUUGGGUAAUGUUUUUGUGAAUUCGAUUUUUACAAUUUUAUUGGAUGAUUUAACAUCCGGUUUAAUUGCUGUUGUAUCGUCAACAAUUACGAUUGUUUUGUUUGGGGAAAUUACACCGCAAGCGAUUUGUUCUCGUCAUGGUUUGGCGAUUGGUGCAAAAACUAUUAUAAUGACAAAAAUUGUGAUGGGUUUUACGGCACCACUAUCGUAUCCAAUUAGUAAAGCGUUGGAUUUUAUGUUGGGUGAAGAAAUUGGUAAUGUUUAUAAUCGGGAACGUUUGAAGGAAUUAGUUAAGGUGACAACUGAUACUAAUGAUUUAGAUAAAGACGAAGUAAAUAUAAUAUCUGGUGCAUUGGAACUACGCAAAAAAACUGUGUCCGAUGUUAUGACACGCAUUGAGGAUGUAUUUAUGUUGGAUUAUGAAUCCAUAUUGAAUUUUGAAACUGUUUCAGAAAUUAUGAAAUCAGGAUUUUCUCGUAUUCCAGUAUUCGAAGGCACUCGUACAAACAUUGUAACAAUGUUAUAUAUCAAAGAUUUAGCGUUUGUUGAUCCGGACGAUAAUACUCCGUUAAAAACUUUGUGUCAAUUCUAUCAAAAUCCAUGUAAUUUUGUGUACGAAGAUGUUACGUUAGAUGUCAUGUUUAAACAAUUUAAAGAAGGUCAUAAAGGUCAUAUGGCUUUUGUACAUCGGGUCAACAACGAAGGUGAAGGUGAUCCAUUCUAUGAGACGGUGGGUUUGGUAACAUUGGAAGAUGUUAUUGAAGAAUUAAUUCAAGCUGAAAUUAUGGAUGAAACUGAUGUGUUUACUGAUAAUCGGUCUAAACGAAGGCGUAAUGAACAUAGAAAACAAGAUUUUACGAUAUUCGCCGAACGGCGUGAACAUCAACGAAUUAGAAUAAGUCCACAAUUAACGUUAGCGACCUUCCAAUAUUUAAGCACAAGUAUAGAUUUAUUCAGACCCGAUAAUAUUUCGGAAACAAUAUUACGACGAAUGUUGAAGCAAGAUAUCAUUGUACAUAUCAAGAAAAAGGAUAAACAUGAUCCAUUGACAAUUAUCUAUCAACAAGGGAAACCAGCCGAUUAUUUUGUUCUAGUUUUAGAAGGUCGUGUAGAAGUUACGGUGGGACGUGAAAGUUUAUUAUUUGAAAGUGGUCCAUUUACAUAUUUUGGAAAACAAGCUUUAAUGCAAAAUGUUGGUGGCGUAGCCGAAUCACCGACUGUUCAACCAACAAAUAUGGGUAGCUUACAAUCAGUGAACAUGGAAACUUUGUUACGUCACACUUUUGUGCCAGAUUAUUCAGUGCGUGCAGUGACUGAAGUGUUAUAUAUAAAAAUAAAACGUUCUUUAUAUAUGGCUGCAUUACGGGCUACAUUAAUGGAACGUUCCCAAAAGGGAGAUAUCACUGGUGGGGAACAGUUUGAUGAAGAAGUUGAAAAGCUAUUACAUUCAUUAGAAGAGGAUGGAAUUAGUAUAGAGGACCGCACAUCACCAAUACAUAGUGAAAUCAAUGAAAAUACUCAAAAUACAAAAACAGAAAUCAAUGAAUAUAUUAAAGAAUCAAAUCGUAAACCAUCUGUAACACAAUUAUGUAAUAGUCCAUCAAUGAAAGAUCGACCAUCGUUUAAUACAUUCACACAAUCAGAUACAAUCAACGGUGCGAUUAAAAAACAUUCGUUACCAACAACGAUUAAUAUAUCAUAUACACCAGCAGAUAGUACAGGGGAUCAUGAAAAAGAUCAUGAAGAAACGGCUUUAUUAUCAACACAGAAUACGAAAUCAUAGCAUCAACCAUCAGAUAAUCACUCUGUAGCAUAGAGUUGUUUAGUUUAAAUAUAUU